Molecule: messenger RNA, 3238 nt
Organism: Eublepharis macularius
Lineage: Eukaryota; Metazoa; Chordata; Lepidosauria; Squamata; Eublepharidae
Gene: DIS3
Product: DIS3 homolog, exosome endoribonuclease and 3'-5' exoribonuclease
Exons: 21
Coding region: 92-2962 (956 amino acids)
Biological process (GO): rRNA catabolic process
Cellular component (GO): nuclear exosome (RNase complex); cytoplasmic exosome (RNase complex)
Molecular function (GO): 3'-5'-RNA exonuclease activity; RNA binding; endonuclease activity
Source: RefSeq, a predicted model, not a curated record
GAGCGCGCGCGUUUUCCUCUCCUCUCUCUCGCUCUCUACGGCGGCCGGCGCGGCCACUCCGCUCCUCUCCGCUCCCUCGGCGCCUGGAGCCAUGCUGACCUCGCGCACCUUCCUGAAGCGGACGCGGGCCGGCGCGGUGCGGAAGAUCGUGCGCGAGCACUACCUGCGCGACGACAUCGGCUGCGGCCUGGGCGGCUGCGCGCUCUGCGGCGGGGAGAGCCGGCCCGCCCUGGAAGCCCGGCCCGGCGGCGCCGCCAGCAGCCUCUGCCCCGGCCCGCACUUCCUGCUGCCGGACACCAACCUCCUGCUGCACCAGAUUGAUAUACUUGAGGAUCCAGUUAUUACAAACGUGAUUAUUCUUCAGACAGUUUUGCAGGAAGUAAGGAAUCGGAGCGCGCCAGUAUACAAACGAAUAAAAGAUGUGAUUAAUAAGCAGGAAAAACAUUUCUAUUCUUUCACUAAUGAGCAUCAUAAAGACACAUACAUAGAACAAGAAAAAGGUGAAAAUUCCAAUGAUCGCAAUGACCGAGCCAUCAGAGUAGCAGUAAAAUGGUACAGCGAACACCUGCAGAAAUUGCAAAUGGAAGAGAAAGUACAAAUCAUCUUGCUCACAAAUGAUAGAAAGAAUAAAGAGAAAGCGGUGGAAGAAGGAAUAACUGCCUAUACAUGUGAAGAGUAUAUAAAGAGCUUGAUAGCCAAUCCUGAGCUUGUGGAUCGACUUGCUUCCUUAAAUGAUGAAGGGAAUGAAAUAGAAACAGGAAGGAUCAUUUUCGCAGAGCAUCUUCCCCUCAGCAAACUGCAGCAAGGUAUAAAGUCCAACCUUUACCUCCAGGGAACCUUCAGAGCCAACAGGGAAAAUUACCUGGAAGCUACAGUUUGGAUUCAUGGAGACGGAGAAGAGAAAGAGAUAAUAAUCCAAGGGCUUAGAAACUUAAACCGAGCGGUACACGAAGACAUCGUAGCAGUGGAACUCUUACCAAAAGCUGCCUGGGCUGCGCCGUCCUCUGUGGUGUUGCACGAUGAUGAGAAUCAGAAUGAAGAUGAUGUGGAGCAAGAGGAAGAGAAAGAAAAAAGUUUGAGAACUUCUUCGAGCAACAGUAUGCUGCGACCAACAGGCAGAGUUGUAGGCAUUAUAAAAAGAAACUGGAGGCCCUUCUGUGGCAUGCUUUCUAAAUCGCAGAUAAAAGAGGCAAGACGGCAUUUAUUUACCCCUGCUGAUCGCAGGAUCCCUCGAAUUCGAAUAGAAACAAGGCAGGCUUCAACUCUUGAAGGACAACGAAUUAUUGUUGCUAUUGAUGGCUGGCCUAGGAAUUCAAGGUACCCUAAUGGUCACUUCGUAAAGAAUUUAGGAGCUGCUGGCGAUAAGGAAACGGAGACUGAAGUCCUGCUUUUGGAGCAUGAUGUGCCUCACCAGCCCUUCUCCCAAUCUGUACUUAGCUUCCUCCCCAAAAUGCCAUGGAGCAUCACUGACCAGGAUAUGAAAUGUAGAGAGGACUUGAGGCAUCUGUGUGUGUGCAGCGUGGAUCCUCCUGGCUGUACCGACAUUGACGAUGCGUUGCACUGCAGAGUCCUGGAAAACGGCAAUCUGGAGGUUGGUGUACACAUUGCUGAUGUCAGCCAUUUCAUUCGACCAGGAAAUGCUUUGGACCAAGAAUCUGCAAAAAGGGGUACAACUGUAUAUCUGUGUGAAAAAAGGAUUGAUAUGGUUCCAGAGUUGCUGAGUUCCAACUUGUGUUCUCUGAGAUCCAAUGUUGACAGACUUGCAUUUUCAUGUAUCUGGGAAAUGAAUCACAGUGCUGAAAUCUUGAAAACCAGAUUUACAAAAAGUGUAAUUAAUUCCAAGGCUUCUCUUACAUACGCGGAGGCCCAGAUGAAGAUAGACUCCCCCAGCAUGAAUGAUGACAUCACGACUAGCUUACGUGGACUCAAUAAACUAGCUAGAAUUCUUAAGAAGUGCCGGAUAGAUAACGGGGCUUUAACUCUUUCUUCACCUGAAGUUCGCUUCCACAUGGAUAGUGAAACCCACGACCCAAUCGAUUUACAGACAAAGGAGCUCAAAGAAACCAACUCUAUGGUUGAGGAGUUCAUGUUGCUCGCCAACAUCUCGGUGGCACAAAAGAUCUACGAUGAGUUCUCAGAGCACGCCUUGCUGAGGAAGCAUCCUGCUCCUCCUCCAUCCAAUUAUGACAUCCUUGUGAAGGCAGCAAAGUCCAAGGGCUUGGAAAUCAAAACCGAUUCAGCAAAAGCUCUGGCUGAUUCGCUGGACAGCGCAGAAUUUCCUUCUUUCCCAUACCUGAACACGUUGUUACGUAUCCUGGCUACUCGCUGCAUGAUGCAAGCCGUUUACUUUUGCUCUGGGAUGGAUAAUGAUUUUCACCACUAUGGUUUGGCAUCGCCGAUUUAUACUCAUUUUACUUCGCCAAUCAGAAGAUACGCUGAUAUCAUAGUGCAUCGACUGUUGGCUGUGGCUAUAGGGGCCGACUGUACAUACCCUGACCUCACAGACAAGCACAAACUGGCAGAUUUGUGCAGGAAUCUCAACUACAGGCAUAAAAUGGCUCAGUAUGCGCAAAGGGCAUCAGUGGCUUUUCACACUCAGUUGUUUUUCAAGAGCAAAGGCGUUGUGAAUGAAGAGGCUUACAUUCUGUUUGUACGAAAGAACGCAAUUGUGGUUCUGAUCCCCAAAUACGGCUUAGAAGGCACAGUCUUCUUCGAAGAAAAAGAUAAGCCCAAACCGACGCUUCUGUACAACGAUGAGGUUCCCUCUCUUACCGUGGAAAGCACAACUUUCUAUACCUUUGACAGGGUUACGGUGAACAUCAUGUUAGAUGCUUCCAACGUUCAACACCAGAAAAUUCGCAUGGCUCUAGUGGAACCAAAGCUUGUAGGCACGAGUGUCCCCAGCCAAGCCACGCAACUCAACAGUAAUAAUGAGCCUAAGAAGAAGAAACUGAAAGAAUAGCUUCAUUUCAAUUGACUAAGAUGCUCAACUGUGAAAUAAACGAUGUACACGACAAAUUGUAUAUGAAAUUGUAUACAGUUUUAGAGAUCCUUUUUAAAGACGUUUGUUACACGUAAUUUGUAGCUGUAUUUAAACUUUUAUAUAUUCAUCUCUGGUAAAAUUUAAUUUUUAAGUUGUAUGUAAUAUAUUUGCAAAAUGCAGAUAAACUAGAAAUGUCUGGAGGUGCUUACAGAAUAUGUUGAGUUUAUAAGAGAUUCCUGAUAAAGAAUUGUCUGU